Eurytemora carolleeae is the source of this 5448-nucleotide messenger RNA. RefSeq names its product nuclear pore complex protein Nup214 (gene Nup214). The coding region runs from base 1 to 5286 and encodes 1761 amino acids. Gene Ontology annotation, cellular component: nuclear pore. Gene Ontology annotation, molecular function: structural constituent of nuclear pore; protein binding. The record is from RefSeq and is a predicted model, not a curated record. The transcript has 17 exons. Lineage: Eukaryota; Metazoa; Arthropoda; Copepoda; Calanoida; Temoridae. Gene Ontology annotation, biological process: protein import into nucleus; RNA export from nucleus.
AUGAAUAUGAUGAUGUUUCAGAUAAAUAUGGUUGGAGUUCCAGACCCUCCUGAUCCAGUAGAUCUACCAAACUUUAAGUUUACUGCACUCAGACAGAUAAAGUUGGGAGAUGACAGUACACUGCCAGACUCUUUGAACCUGCUGGCAAUAUCAAACAAGAGUGGUCAGCUGUUUGCUGGUGUUGGAAAGAUUCUUCAUAUCAUUCAAUCAAAAGAUGUCGAAGCACAGGAUAACUGUGAUAAGAACGUAAGAGGAACUGAGAACACAGAGUUCACCUCCUGCAAGGUUCAACUUCCUGCAGAUAUUCUACAUGUAGGAAUCAGUUGUGAUGAUCUGGUUUUAUCUGUAGUUGUAAAUCUACCAACAUUCCCGGUCCUCUACCUCUUCGACACUAGGGGGCUAGCCACAGCGGACACUCCCUUCAAUCAAGUUUGCUUGAAUACUACUGUGUCUGGUGUGGGUAUAUCCCAGGUAUCCUGGAACCCGGCUCUCACUGGUAUAUUCUCCGUCACCUUCAACGAUGGAAGCUUUGUCAUGUACACACUUAAGGAUGAUGGAAGUUUAGAUUGUCAAAGUUUACCCCCAGCUGUAGGUAUUUGUGCCGUAUCCUGGUCUCCGAAAGGCAAACAGUUAGCAGCGGUCAAGAAGGAUAGAAGUGUUACCCAGUACAAACCAGAUCUAAAGGAAGCUAAAACGUAUCCUGGUCCUGAGAUAUCUGGAUUCAAGCCUGUAUCCAUAUUUUGGAUAUCUACAUACGAGUUUCUUGUGGGAUAUUUGGAUGAAUCGGAUCCAAGUAACCGGGCCGGCCUCUGGUUGAUAAGAGGCAGUAAGGCUGGAUCCACAGAGUAUACGUUCUUUGAUGACAUCACUUACUCUACAGGUGAAGAUCGAAAGAAAAGGUUUGAGAGUGUCGGUAUCCCUGAAUGGAACUAUGUGAUAGUUGGAUCUGGGAAUAGUGUUGAAAUCUCUAUGUUGACCCUGGAGGGUGAAAGCUGGAGGCAGGGAAUGCUGGAUGAUAGUGGCAGAGCAGAGAUCCCACUUUCUAAGGGUAGCGGAGAAACCUAUCCUGCCGGGAUGGUUCUGAAUCUGAGUGCGGAGCGGAAUACUCCAGUCGGAGAAAGUUUUAUUCCACCUUCUCCAAUUCUUCACGUUCUCUCCUCUGACGGACAUCUUUGCUCCUUCUCCUGUGUUAAUACUACACCUGGAGCUCCCUCCCUGUGUACCACUGUCCCUGGACUACCUCAAGAGGGCAUAAGACAUGGUACAGUUAAAUAUCCAGAACCUUCUGUUCCUAAACAUCAGUCCGUCCCCAUUCCUGCAUCCCUACCACCCCCACCAUACUCCCAACCUAAGCCUAGUCUGGAUAAAUCCCAGGUUCAGUUUAGCUCCGGUAUCUUUAAUCCCAGCUCUGCAUCCUUUAUCCAGUCUACCCCUGUUAAACCCUUUGGAGCAGUAGAACCUUCUUCUUCCACCACCGCUACCGGAGCUCCAUUCGGAGGUCUCUUUAAACCCGCGGAGGGAUCUCUAUUUGGAGGAGGUUCCAGCACUCCAUUUGGAGGAGGUGCCAGCACUCCAUUUGCAGGGUUCGGAAAGCCUAAAGAAUCGGUUCCUUCGCCGUUAAGUAAACCUAUUUCUAAGGAAACUACUCCAGUGAGUAAAGAGCCUACACCUGCUCCUGUAGAACCUAAUCCUACUCUGAAAGAACCAACACACACGCCCAAAGAGCCUACUCCCUUUGUCACAAAACCAAUUCCCCCGACUAAAGAACAUCCUUCUGUAAAUCCAAGCAAUUUAGUCAGUACCCGAAAUGUCCCUGAUGAGACUGCUAAGAGAAGGUUGAAUAGAAAGAUUGAUGAGGAGUUCAAAACUUUUGAGGAUAAGCUUGCUGCACUCAGAGAUACCGUCUAUAGUCUGAAGAUUGAUAUUGGAACUCAGGAGGACAAGGUAAACCUUGUGACGAGGACGGAGAUCCUCAAAAGGUUCUCUAAAGAGGUUCUGGAGACAACAACCUGCCAGAGCAAAGAAAUAGCAGAUCUGAAGGCAGAAGUUGCUGAGACUGCUGCUUGGAUGCAUGAAGCCCGAAGUAGGAACCAGGAAAGAGGAUCUCAUGGAUACUCAAGGAUAUUAAGAUCUAGACCACUAGACCCAAGGAGUUCUCGGAAAAUGAAUGAGUUGACCAGCUUGUACCAGUAUAUAGAGCUCCAGGUAGAUGAAGCAAACACCAAGCUUGACUCAGACUGGGAGGAAAGGAAGAUGAGUUUGAGGCGGGGGGCUUCCAACAUUAACCAGGAGGAUAUCUUUGCUGCUUUGCUGACAAACCAUAAGGUUGUUGAGGAGCAGAGGUGUCGUGUCAGUCAUCUUGCACAGGAGAUAAGCAAAGUUAAGAUAAACAAGACAACCCUGUCAGGGGGCAAACAGUCCUCUCUAGGUAGAGCUAGAGGAGAAUCCGAUGCUGAGAUGGAGAUAAGAAAGCUUGCUGAGUCCUUCAGAGAUAAAUCCAAACUGAGUUCCUAUCCUAAAAUAACUCAAACAACACCCAUAACUCCAAGAACAGUUGGUAAAAGCAAGACAAAUAUAUCUCCUGUAAAGUGUUUAACUCCAGAUAAGGAAAAGGCAAUCAGAAAACUCCUGGAAAAGAAAUCUAUUUCAGUGGUGAAACCUAUGAAGCAUAGCAGUCCUGCAGCUUCUAGACUAAUCCAAUCCCCUGAAGAGGAAAAGCCCUCUAGUUCUCAACAUUUGGUACAACUUAGAGCUGCUGAUGAUAAGGUUGGGGAAAUAGAGAAGGUUACAAUGGCUAGAUUUUCUGCUGUUGUGUCCAAACCAUCUUCUGUCCAGAAAACAUUGUUUGAAGAUGUUACUCCUGUCAAAGAACCAGCUCCAGCUUUUGGGUUGAACAUAAAACCACCUGAAACUGGUGUUCUCUCAUCCUCUACUGGAGAUCUUAGUUUUAUGAACAAACCUCAGAGUAGUCCUAUCUCCAGUUUAUCAAUUAAACCUACUUCAACUUCAUCCUUGACAAGUUCUACAAUCUCCUUGCCGACAUCUGCCUCAAGCAUCCCAUUUUCUUUUGCUCCCUCCAAGACUGUUACUCCAACACCAAAACAACCCACAAGUGAAAAACCAGUUUUAACAGACAAGAUCAAACCUGACAAUUCUGGAUUAAAACCUUUUGAUUUAAGCUCUGCAUUAUCCAAGGCAGGAAGCACAGCAACUCCUGGUAUUGGAUUCUCAUUCUCUGAAAGUAGUACUAAUAAAGAAUCUAAUACAUUUCCUGGUUUCAAGUCAGCUGUUUCAGAACCUUCUAAGCCAGCUCCAUCUGGAGGGCUUCCUUUUGGUGGCAGCAUCACUUCCUCUCAGCCAUCUUUAGGUUUCAGUUUUUCUGGGCCUAAAGAGACCAUUCUUACAGAGAGAACCAAACUUGUACCUUCUACAAAGCCCACAACUGUGACAAAGCCCGUAAUUACUACUGGUGAAGGUGUUAGUAAGCCUUCCCAAGCACAAGCUGCGGUGCCUAAACUUGUCUCAGAUCCAGCAAAACAGGUGGAAACCAAACUUGCAGCGGUUUCAGUAUCCACUGCUCCCAGUGCAGGUGCUUUAAUUUUUGGAGGGAGCAAGUCCUCUUCAGGGUUUAGUUUUUCAACUACAUCAGCUCCAACAUCAGUAUCUUCAUCAUUAACUCCAUCUGGCCUGAGUUUUGGAGGUACAUCUGCCCAGUCUGGUUCAGGCCUUGAUCUUUCCAGAGCAUCUACUGAAACAUCAUCAAGUACUUCCGGAGGCAGUUUUGGUGGAAAAACUGUGAUAUCCAGUACAAAUCCAGUAACCUCCCAAAGUUCUACUACAAGUUCUAUAUUUGGUGUAACUCAGGCCAGCAGCACUGGUGGGUCUAUGUUUGGAGGAUCAGAAAAAUCAGCUUUUGGAUCAGUGACAUCAGCUCCUGCAACUGGAACAGCCUUUGGUGGAGCAGGAACCUCAGUUCUUGGUGGUUUACCUUCAAAUCCUUCUAUUGUUGUAUCAACUACAGCUUCAACGACUACUACUUCUUCAGUGUCUUUAUUUGGUGUUAGCAAUACAACAAAGUCGACAUCUCUCUUUGGAGGCAGCAGUGGGGGACCCUCUAUCUUUGGAGGAAGUAGCAAAGGAUCAGGCUUUGGAUCUGUUGCAGAAACUAAACCAGAGACCAGUUCUGCUGGAGGCUCAAUAUUUGGAGGAGCUUCAGCAUCCAGCGGAAUAUUUGGGGGUAGUGCUUCAUCUCAACCAUCUAGUUCAGCUUCCAUCUUUGGUGGUUCUUCCACCCAAACAACUGGAAGUGUUUUUGGCGGAGUUUCACAACCUUCCAGCGCCAGUGCAUCAAUAUUUGGAGGAGCCAGCUCUACUUCAAAUAGUGUCUUUGGAGGAGGAAACACUACAGUAAGUUCUCCUUUUGGAGGAAGUGCUAGUACAGCUAGUUCUCCAUUUGGAAGUGGAACUAAAUCUUCCGGUAGCAUCUUUGGAGGAAAUACCAACACAGGUAGCACCCCAUUUGGAGGGAGUUCAACAUCAACACCAUUUGGUGUAACCUCUUCAGCUGGAGCAUUUGGUGGAAGUUCCAAUGCUUUUGGCGGGACUACAUCAUCCUCAACUAGUUCCCCCUUCUCUGGAGGUGCCUCGUCCUCUGGAUCCAUAUUUGGAGGGAGUUCUGGAGGAGGUUUUUUUAGUGGGUUGGGAGGAGCAUCAUCCACCGCUAGUCCUAAUCAAAAUCCUUUUGGUUCUGCUCCUUCUGGGGCUCCAACCUCUGGAACAAAUCUAUUUGGAGGCUCAUCAGCCAGUACAUUUGGAGCAACUAGCUCCAAAUCUGGCGGGUUUGGAUCAGCUGGCUCUUUCUCAGGAGGUAAUGCGAGUAUUGGGAGUCAAGGAUUUGGAUUUCAAGGUGGAGCUACCCCAUCCAAACCUACCUCUGCUUUUGGUGCUUCAUCUGGAUUUGGUGCUGCUCCAGCUUUUGGAUCUCCACCGGCAUUUGGAUCUACUCCAGCAUUUGGAUCAUCUCCGGCAUUUGGAGUAGCUUCAACCACAGGAGCAGCUCCUGCGUUUGGUGGAGGAGCUUCCUUUGGUGGCACUGCCUUUGGAGCUGGAAAAGUAGAUUCUGCUCCUACUUUUGGUGCACUAGCGGGUAGCAGUGGUGGAUCAACAUUUGGUGCAUCUACUUUUGGAGCUCAACAAUCCUCUGGGUUUGGUGGGUUUGGAGGAGGUAGUGGAGCAGCUCCUGGGAGCCCUCCACCUCCUGGCAAACAAUUUAAUUCUUGGCGCUAAAGAAACCUUCAAGAUGGACGGACCAAUAAAAUCCUGGCUGCUGGAUCUAAACAUUAAAUCCUCAUUCACUUUUCUUUUCACAUAGUAUAAUUCAUCCAUAACAUUUAAAAUUCUGUAUAUUGACAGGUCACAGAACAAAAUAAUUAAAUAAAUAUUUUUUCA